Arachis duranensis is the source of this 655-nucleotide messenger RNA. RefSeq lists its product as uncharacterized. The transcript is spliced from 2 exons. The record is from RefSeq and is a predicted model, not a curated record. NCBI's taxonomy places the organism in Eukaryota, Viridiplantae, Streptophyta, Magnoliopsida, Fabales, Fabaceae. The coding region runs from base 84 to 452 and encodes 122 amino acids.
CACAAUCACACACACACACACACACAUUCUUGUUAUUAUAUAUUGUGAUUGUGAGAGAUAUCGAUCAAAUAAUAAUAAUAAUCAUGAUGCGAAGGUUGAGGCUCUGUUGUGAAGGUGUUGAUGACAUAAACCUGGAAAACGAGCCUUAUUAUAAGAAGAAGGAGCAGAGGAACAAAACUGUGGUGGAACCACAUAGAGAACUUUACACUAAACCAUGGGAGGGUAGUGUGUUCCCCAAGAAGAGAAAGAAUUUGAAGAAUUUGGUGUGCAAAUUUGUUGUUCACUGCAUUUGUGGAAAGUGUUACAAGGAGAGUAGUGAUAAUAAGGCCAACAAGUUUCUUCCACCAACUUCGUCUUCCAAUUUCAAAAGUAUCAGAAAUUCUAAUGCCGGUGCCGCCAAUUAUGGGAACGAAACACAGAAUGCACCUAUCAAGUGGUGGCAAAUGAAGUGAAGCAACAGUUGGCAUGCACUUAUUAAUUGAGGUGAAAUUAAGAUCAAUCAUCUUACAUAAUGUUGAAGUGGUUGUGACUUUGAAGAUAUAUUAUUCCAAUAACAUAAUAAAUUGUUAGUUAGGAUUGAGUGUGAUUGUUUGUCAUGAAUUAUAUUUCUUCUCUGGGAAUUAAAUAACAGACAAUGUCAACAUUUAUGUAACAA